ACAAGAGAAAACAAAGAGGCAAGCAAGAGAGAUAAGGGAGAGACGAAGGGAGCGUCCGCCCUCAAUGAGUGCCGCGAUCCCAGAGGGAGGAGUGGGGGCGACCACAGCGAGACACUUGUCUGCAAUGCCAUGGGACUACAACACAGUUGGGCCGAGAAGAUGGGACAUUUCACAGAGAAAACUUUGCUCCUGUGAGGAAGUGAGAAGCAUCAGAAAUAAAUGUCCACUGCGGAGGACGCUGGCUCUCAGGAGGUGUUCUACGCUGGACAGUGACAACAGCAAAGGAUCAUGGGAUGCGGCAUGCAAAAACAGCACCCAAAGCAAUGUGACAGAGGUGACAUUGUUUUUUGUUUUUUUAUCAGGACAUCCUUUUUACUAAGUGUCUGUUUACUUAUCACAUGAACCUUAAUCCUGUUUCCAUCUUUUCAAAGUGAGCAUUUCAGUUCCAGGUAAACACAAUUUAAUUCCCACACAUCCUAGCAUUUUAAGUUCAAGAUUAUUUGCGUUUAACAAACAACUUUACACAACUUGAUGCGCUCUACCAAGCUGCGACCAGUGAGUCUUUUGCUUUCAUUUAUGUAUGUCAUCAUUAUACAGUAGAACUACAUGUUUUUUAAUACCUCUCUUCUCUUUCAGCUAUCCGUGCGGCUCUGUUGAUCCAACGCUGGUAUCGUCAGUAUGUCGCUCGGCUGGAGAUGAGACGCAGGUGCACAUGGAACAUCUUCCAGUCCAUUGAAUAUGCUGGAGAACAAGACCAGAUCAAGCUGUACAAUUUUUUUGGCUUCCUGAUGGACCACCUCACCCCCGCCAGCAGUGAGCGAAACUUAAUAUCGCAUAUCUUCCAUGGGAACGAAAUCGGCCGUGACACAGAAUGGGAGUGCUACUUUUGCUACAAGAGUAUCGAGGUGCCGGACAGCUACGCGGGACCUCGGCCAACCUUCCCAAUGACCUUCUGCGGCGUGUCCAAGCUGGUGGAGGCCUUCAAGCACAAACAACAGCUCCAUGCUCGCUAUGUUCUACAGCUUCUUGGGGAGACUUGGAAACUGUUGCAAACUCUACCAAAUAUCAACAAGGUCUCCGUCUGCCAUACUAAGGAGAUAACCAUAUGCGGCGAUUUACACGGACAUCUGGAAGAUCUCCUGCUGAUAUUCUAUAAGAAUGGUUUGCCUUCAUCUGAGAAACCGUACGUGUUUAACGGCGACUUUGUGGACCGGGGGAAGAACUCGUUAGAGAUCCUACUAAUUCUGUUUGGGUUCCAGCUAGUCUAUCCUAACAACGUCCAUUUGAACAGGGGGAACCACGAGGACCACAUUGUUAAUCUAAGAUAUGGGUUCACCAAAGAAGUUCUGGGGAAAUACAGGUUGCAUGGAAAAAAGAUCUUAAAGCUUGUGCAGAAGAUCUUCAGCUGGCUGCCUUUAGCGACUAUAGUGGAUCACAAGGUGCUCAUAGUGCAUGGAGGGAUCUCUGACUGCACAGACCUCAACGUAAUAGCCAGACUGGACAGACAUAAAGUAAGAAAGCCCAACACCCAUCAGCAAACAACAGGUCCUGAUCUAUUAAGCAUAAAUUUUUUGGAAUUUGGCCAGUAUGUCUCGACCCUGAGGCCUCCAGAGCGAGGGUUUCAUACGACAGAGGACAACCGGGACGAGGAACCGGCAGAAAGUCGACGUCGUGUAUUUUCCCUUACUCAGGAGAGAUCGAGUCCAGCUCAUAGGCACAACAUUUCACGGCGCUCACUUCAAAAUCCUCCUCGGGGCGACCGAUUGCACUACUCCGUGGAAAGGGAGCUGAAGAAAAGACGGAGACAUGCCGGUUUUGACCAGUCUUAUGGAGACAUAAAUACAUCUGACCCCGGGGACACAGGGAGCGAUGACCAUGAGUGGAAACAAGUGGUGGACAUGCUGUGGAGCGACCCGAUUCCUCAGAAUGGAUGCAUCCCUAAUGAGGUGCGAGGCGGAGGCUGCUGCUGGGGCCCGGAUGUUACUGAAGAUGUUCUGGGACGACACAACCUGCAGCUUCUCAUCCGCUCGCACGAGUGCAAACAGGACGGCUACGAAUUCUGCCAUGACAGGAAGGUGCUUACUUUAUUCUCAGCUUCCAACUACUAUGAAGUAGGCAGCAACAGAGGAGCCUACAUCCGGAUGGGCCCCGACCUGAACCCUCACCUUGUUCAGUAUCAAGCCAGCAAGACUUGCAGGGAGCUAACCCUGCGACAAAGUGUCGGAUGGACGGAGAGGUCGGCCCUACAAGCUCUGAGGGAACAACUGUUUGUCCAUAAGUCGGAUCUCACCAGUGUCUUCCAGGAGUUUGACCCAAACAACACAGGGUUGAUCUCAGCACGGGACUGGGCCAGUGCCACAGAGAGUGUGCUAAAGCUGGGUGUACCCUGGAGGGUCCUGCGUCCUCAGCUUGUGAGCAUCACCGAGCAGGGCAUGGUGGACUACCAGCAGUGGAUAAGGGAGCUUUCACUCACAGAUCCUCAUCUGCAGAUCUCAGACACCAGCAUCCUAGAGACCAUGUACAAGAACCAUUCAAACCUUGAAACCAUCUUCCGGAUCAUAGAUACCGACCACUCAGGUCUAAUCUCGCUUGAGGAAUUUCGUCAAACCUGGAAACUGUUAAGCUCACACCUCAAGAAGGAAAUCAGUGACAAGGCCUUGGUGGACUUGGCUCACAGCAUUGACUUCAACAAGGACGGGGUCAUCGAUAUCAACGAGUUCAUGGAGGCGUUUCGCCUGGUGGAGGUCUCUGCACACAAGUAGGCAAAUAUGGAAAGUUUGUAUUUGGACGUUUGAAAAUGGGAACAUUAUAGCCACUGUAAAGACAACUUUUCAAUCUUGUGAAUUCUGAAUAAUAUGUUUUAAAUAAAGUUUG
This is a messenger RNA of Nerophis lumbriciformis (worm pipefish), 2874 nucleotides long. RefSeq names its product serine/threonine-protein phosphatase with EF-hands 2-like. Gene Ontology annotation, molecular function: Hsp90 protein binding; iron ion binding; phosphoprotein phosphatase activity. NCBI's taxonomy places the organism in Eukaryota, Metazoa, Chordata, Actinopteri, Syngnathiformes, Syngnathidae. The record is from RefSeq and is a predicted model, not a curated record. Gene Ontology annotation, biological process: detection of stimulus involved in sensory perception; negative regulation of MAPK cascade.